ACAUAUGAUGCAGUGAGGUGGAGUUUCAGAGUACAGCAGGGUUUAAAAGUGUGGGAGUAUGAACAUCUGAAAAGAGAUCAGAGAAACACCUUGUGUGUGUUGUACCUUUAAUUUACAAAUACUUUCUGUUGAACUGUGUUAGUUUUGAAGCUGUCCACGGCCCAAUCCUGAACAUCUGCAUUUGAAUUGAAGUGUGUUCACGAACAGCUGGAGGCGACUAAAAUGACUGACAAGGUGUUUCCAGCGUUCUCAGUGUUCUGGACUCUCCUGCUCCCCCUGCUGGUUGGGAGUACUCCUAUUUCUCAAGACCUGUUUCCGACUGACUGCUCUGAUGUCUACGCUAACGGACAAACACUCAGUGGCGUGUACACCAUCUACCCUACAGCAGACACACCUGUACAGGUGUACUGUGACAUGGGAUGUGGGGAAAGCCAAACAGAAGACGGGAAGUGGACGGUGUUUCAGAGAAGAAUGGACGGCACUGUGAAUUUCUACAGACCAUGGGGACACUACAAGAAAGGGUUUGGGAACAAGUAUGGAGAAUACUGGCUAGGAUUGGAGAAUCUCUACCAGCUCACACAUAAGAGGAAAUACGAGCUGAAAAUGGACCUGCAGGACUUUGAGGGAGUGUCAGUUUACGCUCGAUACACUUCUUUCUCUGUGGAAUCUGAAGCUGAUGGCUACAAACUCAAUGUUAGCGGCUUCAUCAAUGGAGGUGCAGGUGAUUCCAUGGCGACAAACAAUGGACAGAAUUUCUCCACCUUUGAUAAAGACCAGGACUCGUAUCCUGAGAACUGUGCUAAACGCUUCCUCGGAGGUUUUUGGUACAGUACCUGUCACAGUUCUAAUCCUAACGGGAUAUACCUGUGGGGACAGGACGGCACUCAUUACGCCAUCGGAAAUGUGUGGAACCAGUGGAAAGGCGAUGAUUAUGGUCUCAAAUACAUCGCCAUGAAGAUCAGACCUGUGUCUGUAGCACAGUGAUGAAUUUCUCUUUAUAACAUUCCUGUUGUUGAUGGUGGUGGAGGUAGAAGUGGUGGUGGUGGUGGUUUUGGUGUUGGUGGUGUUGGUGGUGGUGGUGGUGGUGGUGGAGGAUGCAGAUGAUAACAACACAACAAUUUUUUAUUAUUUUUUUCUAAUGCCAUUAUGCAGACCUUUGUGAAAGAAAAGUGUAUUUAAGUGUUUUUUAUUAUAUAUUUUUUAUUGUUUUUUAUUAUGUGUUAAUUAUUGUGAAAAGUAAAGGAGAGCUGGUACAAUUGUAACAUUUUAUGAUUUGAAAUAAAUUACUUAUAAGUGGUUUAAAUUCCA
Pangasianodon hypophthalmus (striped catfish) is the source of this 1308-nucleotide messenger RNA. Its product is annotated as microfibril-associated glycoprotein 4-like. Bases 223 to 984 code for a protein of 253 amino acids. The transcript has 7 exons. Gene Ontology annotation, biological process: elastic fiber assembly. Lineage: Eukaryota; Metazoa; Chordata; Actinopteri; Siluriformes; Pangasiidae. The record is from RefSeq and is a predicted model, not a curated record.